Molecule: messenger RNA, 1418 nt
Organism: Balaenoptera ricei (Rice's whale)
Lineage: Eukaryota; Metazoa; Chordata; Mammalia; Artiodactyla; Balaenopteridae
Gene: RNASEH2B
Product: ribonuclease H2 subunit B
Exons: 12
Coding region: 126-1103 (325 amino acids)
Biological process (GO): RNA catabolic process; ribonucleotide metabolic process
Cellular component (GO): ribonuclease H2 complex; nucleoplasm
Source: RefSeq, a predicted model, not a curated record
GCCAGUCCCUCCGCGCGCCGCGCUCCCCGGAAUCGACCCUUCUCCCGCCAUUUGCCACCGGGCUCUCGCCGAGCCCGCCCUCCCAGGGCUCAGAGGCCUGCGGCCGCCGGGACCGAACGGGCGGCAUGGCUGCAGGCGUGGACUGCGGAGAAGGGGCUCGCGCCCGGCAGCACGUGUUCCUAGUCCCAGAUACUGCAUGUUUUUACAAAUUGACAGAUUGUGGCAACUCUGCAUUGGAGUAUUUAAAAGAUGCUUCAAAGAAGAUGAAAAGUGGGCUUAUGUUUGUAAAACUGGUUAACCCAUGUUCAGGGGAAGGAGCCAUUUACUUGUUCAAUAUGUGUCUACCGCAGCUGUUUGAAAUAAAAGUUUUCAAGGAAAAAAACCAUUCUUGGUUUAUAAAUGAAUCAGUUCAAUCAGGAGGUCUUCUUCACUUUGCCACACCCAUGGACCCUCUGUUUCUGCUUCUCCACUACCUUAUAAAGGCUGAUAGAGAGGGAAAGUUUCAGCCCCUGGAUCAAGUUGUGAUGGAUGACGUGUUUCCGAAUUGCAUCUUGCUGCUGAAACUUCCUGAGCUUGAGAAGUUACUUGGACAUGUGACAGAGGAGAAAGAAAUAGACAAGAAGAAAUAUUACAAGUACAGCAAAGAGAAGACAUUAAAAUGGCUGGAAAAAAAGGUUAAUCAGACUAUGGCAGCAUUAAAAACCAAUAAUGUAAAUGUCGGUGCCCGGGUACAGUCUACUGCAUUUUUCUCUGGUGACCCAGUUUCCAGUGACAAGGAAGAGGAUUAUAUUCGUUAUGCCCAUGGUCUGAUAUCUGAUUACAUCCCUAAAGAAUUAAGUGAUGACUUAUCUAAAUAUUUAAAGCUUCCAGAACCUCCAGCUUCAGUGCCAAACCCUCCAUCAAAGAAAGUAAAGUUAUCAGAUGAGCCCGUAGAAGCAAAAGAAGAUUACACUAAGUUUAACACUAAAGAUUUGAAGACUGUAAAGAAAAAUAGCAAAAUGACUGCAGCUCAGAAGGCUUUGGCUAAAGUUGACAAGAGUGGAAUGAAAAGUAUUGAUUCCUUUUUUGGUGCAAAACAUGUUAAAAAAAUUGGAAAGAUUUGAAACUUUAAAAAUUAAAUCGAGCAAAAAUAUUUGCCUUCUACAUGUCCCAUUUUCAUCUUUCCUCCAUUCCACUGUACUUCCUAACCCUUAAUUACCACCUUUUGAAAAAAAGUAGGAAGGGGGCAAUUUUCAGAUUCACUUGAACAUUUCUUUGUGUUUGAUUUUUGUGUUUCCUGAACAAAAUAUGGGAAAGUAAUUGUGUAACUUCAUGGCUUGUGGCCUUUGGAGUUUUGUUUGACAUCAUGAAAAGUAAUCAAGUGAAUAGAAUUAACCUCUAGCAUCACAAUUUCCUCAAUAAACUGAUAUGUGACAAUA